Molecule: messenger RNA, 1949 nt
Organism: Oreochromis aureus
Lineage: Eukaryota; Metazoa; Chordata; Actinopteri; Cichliformes; Cichlidae
Gene: opcml
Product: opioid binding protein/cell adhesion molecule-like
Exons: 7
Coding region: 377-1408 (343 amino acids)
Cellular component (GO): neuron projection
Source: RefSeq, a predicted model, not a curated record
UGCAGCACCAAGGAAAGAAAACACCGAGGGAGAGCAGGAAAAAAUAUAUAGGGAGUCUUGAUGCAUCUGUGCAAGAGCAUCCAUUUCACGGCGAUUACAGUUCGAACCUGAGGAGACGGUGCGCAUUUCUUUGAGAAACACGGUGCUUUUCUCUCCUCCGAAGUCAUUUUCCUAGAGCGGCUGGCGGACGCAAAGACACGGUUACGGGAUUUCAUAACGAGGCUUUUCGUUUGAAGCAAAAGCAGGUCGAGCGCAGUUCCAGCAGGCUAUACUGCGUCUUGUUUGUGGAGUGGAAUUUUGCGGUCCCUAGCUCAAGACGCAAAGGGGAAUAUCAGACGUUCAAGUUCUCCUGGAAGUUGCGCAGUGAUAUAAAAACAUGGGAAUUUGUGGUUAUCUGGCGGUGUCUGGGAAAUGCCUUGUCGUCAUCGGACUGAAAUUGUUAUUCCUUGUACCUGCAGGAGUUCCAGCUAGAAGCGGGGAUUCUGUAUUAAAGGACAACAUCACCGUCAGACAGGGAGACAGCGCCGUCUUAAAAUGCAAUGUGGACAGCAAAGUCUCACGAGUGGCAUGGCUCAAUCGCACCACUAUUUUAUUUGCAGGGAGUGAAAAGUGGUCUCUGGAUCCUCGUGUCAUCUUGUUGGAAAACACAGCAGUUACAGAGUACAGCAUCAAAAUCCAAAAUGUUGAUGUCCAUGAUGAAGGGCCCUAUGUAUGCUCUAUACUCACGAACAAGAAACCACAAUCCACGAAAGUGCACCUCAUUGUUCAAGUACCUGCCAGGAUCACUAACAUAUCAAAGGACGUCACGGUGAAUGAAGGCAGCAACGUCAAUCUUAUGUGCCUGGCAGUUGGUCGACCUGAUGCCAACAUAAUUUGGAAGCAUCAUUCACCAAGGGGCACCCAUAAAUUUGUGACAGAGGGGGAGCACCUGAUGCUCACAGCCAUCACCAAAGAACAGUCGGGAUCUUAUGAAUGCAUUGCAUCUAAUGACAUCUCAAGCCCGGAUGUCAGGACAGUGCAAGUCACCGUUAACUAUCCUCCCUUCAUUUCUAAAGCGAGGAGUACAGGUACUUCAGUUGGACAAAAAGGAAUUCUGCAAUGUGAAGCCUCUGCUGUCCCAAGGGCAGAUUUUGAGUGGUACAAAGAAGACCGCAGGCUCCUCAAUGGACUAAACGGAGUAAAGAUAGAGAAUCAAGGGAAACAGUCAAUGCUUAUCUUUUUCAAUGUCUCAGAAGAAGACUAUGGGAACUACACUUGUGUUGCUAUGAACACCAUGGGAAUCACUAAUGCCAGUAUAAUACUCUAUGGUCCUGGUGCAAUGCAUGAUGUGAACGGGGCUAUUGCAAUAUCACAUUGCUCUGUAUGCCUCCUGCUUACUGUAACCUCAGUCUACCUUCUCAAGUUCUAAUGUGAAAUGCUACAACCUUGGAGCUUCUCUCAGAAUUGAAAACCAAGAACAGACUUUUAGUCCAGUAAGGAGAAUGGAAACCCAAGAUUGCCAGUGGUCCACCCUAUUUUUUUUCUUUUUCUCUGUUGUUUUUCUUUCCUUUUUCUGGCUUUGCAUCAGAGUCUGUUCUCUGUUGGCUUGUCAAGAGUGAGAAGCAUCAGCCUGCAGAAGCAAAGAUUUUAAAUAAUGCACUAAUUUGAUGAUGGUAGAACUUCUGAGUUUGUGUCUCCCCCAACCUUUUUAUAUGUGAACAUGGAAAAAGAAAAAAAAAAUACAUGUAACUGUUGAUAGUUGACUGUUUAUUGCCCAAUUCUGAAGUGUACAUUCAGAUUAUUAUUAUUAUUAUCGUGUCAUGUCCUGUUCAAUAUCUGUACAAUAACAUUAAGCUUUUUUAGGUAAAUGAUAAAAAGGGAAAAAUGCAAUGUGAUUGUUGAAUUUUACUGUAUUUUUACAGUUGUAUGCAAAACAGAAUAACUGAUCCUUCAUUAUAAACAGUUCAGAA